AUCGGCUUGCGCCAUUCAUCGAAUGUAUGCACAUUGUGCGUGUUCUCGAGAUUCGCUCUGCGAAGAGAUACCUAGGCACCUAGGUUCUUGCCGGUUCGGCCCUGACUAGCGCACUCCUGUAACAUGUGCCUGAAGCUGAAGCUCCAUUCUGCGUCUAAGCGAAGCAGUUCAGCCCUCUGUCCGAGCACCGGUAAAGUGCUUCAUAAGGCUACAAUACCUACUGCACUUUUGAGCAAUCUUGCCUUAGACAGCCCUACCUUUCCUACACAGACGUUAAACAAGACAUAGACGGAGAGCUACAUAGAAAGCACCCAACCAUGGCGGCACCACCAGAAAUCACCCUCAAGAAUCUUUCAGGUCACUACAUUUUGAACAAGCCCAUCUCCGGCGACCCAGACCCAGUCCUUGCUCUGCAAGGCAUUGGCUGGCUUAUUCGCAAGGCAAUCUCUGUGAUGCCAGUCCAACUCAUCAUAAAGAACUACCAAGAUGAUCAGGGCUUUUGGCACUUCGACAUCGAACAGCCGGGCGCGGCUGGCAUCUCAGGCACGACUGAGCUGCGUACCGUGGACGGCAAGGAGGCCCACCACAAGGAUCACAUCUUUGGUGCGGUCGAUGGUGUCACAAACUGGAUUAAGGUGUCAGAUCUCAAGGACGAUGACGAAGACGAGAAGUUCCUGAAGGAUGGAUGGCUUGACGAGGAGUUGAUCGACAAUCAAGUGAAGAGCGUCGGCAACGGCUGGACGGCCAGGCAGGUCUGGGGCUUUCAGGAAGCGGAGGUGAACGGUCAGAAGAUCAGAAUGUACGCUAGAAACAUCAUUGUUUGGAAGAAGGACAAGGUGCAGAGGGUCAAGUUCUUCUAUGACUACAAGCCUGCGAACUAAUUGGGGACACGCGUACCUGCCUUUCCAGGUCUUGUAGCAGUGGGUGAGAGCAUCUGUUAAGAACUCUCAGCGUCCCCAAAAACAAGGAAUGCACAAUCAGGCUGCUCUCUUUCAGAAUCAAUUCGCCGUUACUCCCUUCAAAUCAAAAUAUCCCUGCUCUUCGUGU
Molecule: messenger RNA, 1047 nt
Organism: Verruconis gallopava
Lineage: Eukaryota; Fungi; Ascomycota; Dothideomycetes; Venturiales; Sympoventuriaceae
Exons: 3
Coding region: 318-881 (187 amino acids)
Source: RefSeq, a predicted model, not a curated record